Messenger RNA from Balearica regulorum gibbericeps (East African grey crowned-crane), 796 nucleotides. Lineage: Eukaryota; Metazoa; Chordata; Aves; Gruiformes; Gruidae. The record is from RefSeq and is a predicted model, not a curated record.
GAAAGAUUCCAGGAUCUGCAGUGCUGGUCUUUGAUAUCCACGUGGUUGACUUCCACAACCCCUCAGAUUCGGUCAGCAUUACUGUUAACUACAAACCUUCCAACUGUACCAUACUGAGUAAGAAGGGAGAUUACUUGAAGUAUCACUACAACGCUUCGUUGCUGGAUGGUACUUUGCUAGACUCGACACACAGCCUUGGCAAGACCUACAACAUAGUCCUGGGAUCAGGACAGGUAGUGGUGGGGAUGGACAUGGGCCUUCAAGACAUGUGUGUUGGUGAACGCCGAACGGUCGUUAUUCCACCUCAUCUUGGUUAUGGAGAAGAUGGAGUCGAAGGAGAAGUGCCUGGUAGUGCUGUACUAGUUUUCGACAUCGAACUGCUGGAACUGGUGUCUGGCUUGCCUGAAGGGUACAUGUUUGUAUGGAAUGGGGAAGUCUCUCCCAAUCUUUUUGAAGAAAUAGACCAGAAUCAUGAUGGAGAGGUUCUUUUGGAGGAGUUUUCAGACUACAUUCAAGCUCAAGUUGAUUCCGGCAAAGGAAAACUAGCUCCUGGUUUUGAUUUUGAAAAGAUUGUUAAAAAUAUGUUCACCAAUCAAGACAGGGAUGGAAAUGGUAAAGUUACCGCUGAAGAGUUCAAGUUGAAAGACCAGGAGGCCAAAGAGGAACACGAUGAACUGUAAAGCUAAGAAAAAAAGAAGAGUCCUGAGCUGACCUACUGUUUGAACGUGUGUACUGGAAGAGGUUUCGGCAAGCAUUUCUGACAGGUUAGCGCGUGGCUAGCUAGCCUGUGUCUGCC